AUGGGCAAGAAUACGACCCGUGAAGAUGUUAUCGAGCUGUUCGAUCCUGUGAUGCGCAAUCGACAUAGUACAGAGCCGCCGACAGGCUCCGCAAAGCGCAUCUUCUUCUGGACGUUGCGUAUUUCGUGUUUGUGCCCAGGACAUGUCAAUUACUCCAAGUGCGUUCCGUUGCGCAAACUCGGCUCGGGUAACUUUUGGCAACUCUUGGGUCGACGGACAUGAAGUUAAUUAACCGAACUCGAAUAGUAUACUUACUGUUCUGGAGGAGUAUCUGACUUAAACUGAAAACUUUGAAGAAGGUUGAAUUCAGUCUACUUGAUAUGUUAAUUUUCAGCGCUUUUUUCAUUGCGCUCAAAAAUGAUUUCUUAUUUUUCAAUGUUCUACGUCGAAAGUUUUAAUUCGAAGGUCUAACCCAAAAUUUUCCUUCAAAUAGUUCAAUAUGUUAUUAAAAUCUUUAUAAAAAUCUUGAAAAACUGCAAAAUAUUCAUUUGAACCUCAGAAGACUGUCGAAAUUCUCCAGAACAAAAAAGAAUUGAAAAGACCCUCAUUUUUGCAUAACCUGAGCAAACCUUUGGCAAUUACAAAGACAAUAUCGAGAAGGAAAAACAUUGAAAAUCAAACCUUCCUACCCUACUGCAAGGAAACGUCUCAAUCAAAAUGUUCGAACAUGAAUUUUAGUUCUUGAAAUAGAAGCGAAAAAAAAAAUGGGCAAAAAUGUGAUAAGAAACAGAAAAAAUACAAAUAAAGGAGGACCAAAUGGUAAGAACAAGUUGGACACCGACCUUUUAUACCUAUGGAGGGAGCGGACGAAGAUGCUAGCCUGAGAAUCGACGGCCGACUUUAGGUGCCAACCGUGUGAAUCCGGCCUCGGCACGGGCCUGGUCAGUGGUCACACUUCGAUUGUCGCAUCCUCACAGUUUUCACAACACUACCUUCGUGAGAGUCUACUCAGUUUUCGAGUAA
Messenger RNA from Caenorhabditis auriculariae, 963 nucleotides. NCBI's taxonomy places the organism in Eukaryota, Metazoa, Nematoda, Chromadorea, Rhabditida, Rhabditidae. The record is from the annotation of a GenBank genome assembly.